Molecule: messenger RNA, 683 nt
Organism: Leptopilina boulardi
Lineage: Eukaryota; Metazoa; Arthropoda; Insecta; Hymenoptera; Figitidae
Product: histone H1-like
Exons: 1
Coding region: 102-581 (159 amino acids)
Biological process (GO): negative regulation of DNA recombination; chromosome condensation; nucleosome assembly
Cellular component (GO): nucleus; nucleosome
Molecular function (GO): double-stranded DNA binding; nucleosomal DNA binding; structural constituent of chromatin
Source: RefSeq, a predicted model, not a curated record
UCAAAACAUUGCGCAAUCAUUAAAGUGCGGUGUAUUGUGUUAUCAAAUUUGUCAAAGUUAUUUUAAAUUGAUAUAUUCUUUUUUUUCAUCUUGGAAAAAAAAUGAGUGAAGGAAAAGUAAUAAAAAAACAUCCACCAACAUCGGAGAUGGUUACUGUUGCCAUUAAAGAAUUACAUGAUCGUAAAGGAUCAUCUUUACAAGCUAUCAAAAAAUAUGUUGCUGCAACAUAUGAAAUUGAUGCUGAUAAAUUUGCUCCUUUUAUCAAGAAAUUCUUAAAGACUGCAGUUGCCAAUGGUGUUAUUGCUCAACCAAAGGGACAUGGGGCUUCAGGAUCAUUUAAAUUAUCUGUCAAAGAUAAAAAUGCAAAACCAUCUGCAAGAAAAACAACUCUUAUAAAAAGGGCUCCACGUAAAGCAAAGAAGAUCGUUGCUGAGAAGAAGAAGACAACAAAAGUUGGUGGUAAAAAACCAAAAGUAAAAUCAACAACAGCUAGGCCUAAAGUCACCAAGGCCAAAAAGGCUUCUUCCAAAAAAGUUCCAAUCACAAAAGCUAAACGAAGUGCCAAGAAGUCUGUCAAGUAGAACUGAUAGAAUUGUCAACAGCAUUUCGUAAAAUUCAUAAACAAUCGGCCCUUUUCAGGGCCACCAACUGUUUAUAACAAGGAAUUUAUUUUGAUUCUUGAA